Herpailurus yagouaroundi (jaguarundi) is the source of this 1503-nucleotide messenger RNA. It is a transcript of the gene TNFAIP2, whose product is annotated as TNF alpha induced protein 2. The record is from RefSeq and is a predicted model, not a curated record. Gene Ontology annotation, biological process: exocyst localization; exocytosis. The transcript is spliced from 11 exons. NCBI's taxonomy places the organism in Eukaryota, Metazoa, Chordata, Mammalia, Carnivora, Felidae. Gene Ontology annotation, cellular component: exocyst. Gene Ontology annotation, molecular function: SNARE binding. The coding region runs from base 1 to 1491 and encodes 496 amino acids.
AUGGUGCCGCGCGGCCCGCUCCCAACGCGCCGGACUCUCGCUGCCCGCUCGGCCAGUCCGUCAGGGCGAGCCCUCGGGGGCCCGCUGUGGCGGCGCGGCGUGGAGGAGGCGGCCGAGGAGCGCCUGGGCCGCCGGCCCGCCGCGGGCGCCGAGGGCCUCUCGGAGGCCGAGCGCACCUUUCUGCACAUGGGCCGCACCAUGAAGGAGGACCUGGAGGCCGUGGUGGAGCGACUGAAGCCGCUGUUCCCCGCCGAGCUGGACGUGGUGGCCGCCUACGCGGAGAGCUACCACCGGCACUUCGCGGCCCAGCUGGCGGCCAUGGCGCAGUUCGAGCUGUGCGAGCGCGACACCUACAUGCUGCUGGUCUGGGUGCAGAACCUCUACCCCAAUGACAUCAUCAACAGUCCGAAGCUGGCCGGGGAGCUGCAGAGACUCAACCUUGGGAGCCUCCUGCCCCCCAGGCAGAUCCGGCUGCUGGAGGCCACGUUCCUGUCCAAUGAGAUGACCAGUGUGAAGGAGUUGAUGGCCCGUGCCCUGGAGCUAGAGUGUCAGCGCUGGGCCCGGGAUGUGGCUCCCCAGAGGCUGGACAACCACUGCCACAGCGAGCUGGCCAUUGACAUCAUCCAGAUCGUCUCCCAGGGCCAGGCCAAGGCCGAGAGCAUCACCCUUGACCUGGGCACGCAGAUAAAGCAGAUGCUGCUCCUGGAGCUGGCCACAUUCCUGAGGAGCUACCAGCGAGCCUUUGAUGAAUUUCUGGAGAGAGGCAAGCAGCUGAGAAAUUACAGGGCCAAUGUCAUUGCCAAUAUUAACAACUGCCUGUCCUUCCGGACAGCCAUGCAGCAGAAAUGGCAGACACAAGACCUCCCCGGCCACCUGCUGGGCCCCUUGAGUGAGCUCGAGAGUCACGGCUUUGACGCCCUGCUCCAGAGCCUGUUCGGGGACCUGAAGCCGCUGUUUAAGAGGUUUACACAGACCCGCUGGGCCGCCCCCGCGCAGACCCUGGAGGAAAUCAUCUCCACCGUGGGCGAGAGGCUGCCUGAGUUUUCGGAACUGCAUGACUGUUUCCGGGAGAAGCUCAUGGAGGUUGUACACCUGCACCUGGUGAAGGAGUACAUCGUCCGCCUCAGCAAGCGGAGCCUGGUCCUCAAGUCCGCGGAGCAGCAGCAGCAACUGGCGGGUCACAUCCUGGCCAAUGCCGAGCUCAUCCAGCGUUUCUGCACUCAGAAUGGCUCCCCAGCGACCUGGCUGCAUCACGCCCUCCCCAAGCUUGCCGAGAUCAUUCGCCUGCAAGACCCCAGUGCCAUCAAGAUCGAGGUGGCCACUUAUGCGACCUGGUACCCUGACUUCAGCAAAGGCCACUUGAGUGCCAUCUUGGCCAUCAAGGGAAACCUAUCGAGCAGUGAGGUCAAGAGCAUCCGAAGCAUCCUGGACGUCAGCACGGGGACACACGAGCCCUUCAAGUCCCUAUUUUCGCUUAUAAAAGUUGGUUAGCUUUUCCUGCCA